AGUUGCAGUUGCAGUUGUCUGCUAUCGGCUACCCCUUGGCUGUUGGUUGCGAGUGGCACUUAGGAGGGUGCACACGAUACAAAAAGUUACAAAAAUAAAUAUGCUAAAAAUGGAUAUGUGCAGUGGCGGGAGUGGCAUCAACAACAGCAGCAACAGUAGCAGCAGCAACAGUAGCAGCAGACGGCAGCCGCGCCACAACAGUCACUCGAAGAUCAUGAUGUGGAAAAGACUUGUCUGGGCUGUGAUGCUUUCACUAGUUCUAAUGACACCGCUACAAAUCACCGCUAGACGCUCACCUGCCAGCUCCCAAGAGCUGCUCAAGGACUACGAUAAUGUGGCAGCUAGCAAUCGACAGAGGAUGCCACCAUCACCACCAGCACCAGCAUCAAACAAUCCAACAGAUAACAAUCCAACGGAGGAAAACAAUGGCGAAGAGGAUGACAAAUCCAUAGUGGCAGAGAGCCCCAAGGCGGCACAAAAACAACCCUACUGGAAGAACCUGAAUAAGAUGGUUUCACUGCAGACCAAGCCAUCGGGUUCGCUGCUCACUCUGAGCUGUCCAGCCUUGGGCAGUCCCGAACUGAAGCUCAAAUGGUAUCGCAACGAUACGAGCGAGUGGUCGAGGAGCUAUGGUAAUCUCAAGAAGAUACGUUGGACGCUCACCAUGGAGGAUCUGGUGCCGGACGAUUCGGGCAUUUACACGUGCGAAGUGUGCAACGAUUUGGGCUGCAUCAGUCAUGCCACAAAAUUGAUAGUCAGCGAUCGUGUGAAUCACAAGCCCAUACUGAUGACGGGUCCAGCGAAUCUAACGCUCCUCAUCAAUGGCAGUGGCCACAUGAACUGCAAGUAUCUGUCGGAUUUGACAAGCAAAAAGGCCUGGAUCUUUGUGCCCUGCCAGGGCGUGACAAACUGUUCGAAUAAUCGCACCAUAUAUGCCCACGAUCUGGAUCGGUUGGAUUUUGUGAAUGUCACCAUGGAGCAGGAGGGCUGGUACACGUGCAUCGAGAGCAACAGUCUGGGCCAAUCGAAUAGCACCGCCUAUUUGCGUGUGGUGCGGAGCCUGCAUCUGCUGGAGGCGGGCAUGGCCAGUGGCAUGAUGCGUAACAAUGGCAUGGUGGUCAUUGUCAUCAUUGUGAUUGGGCUGCUCAUUCUCAUGUGCUUCUUCUUUGGCUACUAUGCCGUGCGCAAGAUGAAGCACGAGAAGCUGCUCAAGCAACGCAUCGAAACGGUGCAUCAGUGGACCAAAAAGGUGAUCAUCUUCAAGCCCGAGGGUGGCGGCGAUUCCAGCGGCUCCAUGGACACCAUGAUCAUGCCCGUGGUGAAGAUACAGAAGCAGCGCACCACAGUCCUGCAAAGCGGCAACGAACCGGCGCCCUUCAACGAGUACGAAUUUCCGCUCGACUCCAACUGGGAGCUGCCGCGUGGACAACUGGUGCUGGGCGCCACACUGGGCGAGGGCGCCUUUGGCCGUGUGGUCAUGGCCGAGGUCAACAGUGCCAUUGUCGCGGUCAAAAUGGUCAAGGAGGGACACACCGACGAUGAUAUUGCCAGCCUGGUGAGGGAAAUGGAGGUAAUGAAGAUCAUUGGCCGUCACAUCAACAUCAUCAAUCUGCUGGGUUGCUGCAGCCAGAGCGGUCCGCUUUAUGUCAUUGUCGAAUAUGCACCGCAUGGCAAUCUCAAGGAUUUCCUCUACAAGAAUCGACCCUUUGGACGGGAGCAGGGCGACAGCUCACAGCCACCGCCAUCGCCGCCGGCGCACAUCAUCACCGAAAAGGAUCUGAUCAAGUUUGCCCAUCAAAUUGCACGUGGCAUGGACUACCUGGCCUCGCGGCGUUGCAUUCAUCGCGAUCUGGCCGCACGCAAUGUACUCGUCAGCGAUGAUUAUGUGCUGAAGAUCGCGGACUUUGGCCUGGCCAGAGACAUCCAGAGCACGGAAUACUAUCGCAAAAACACCAAUGGACGGCUGCCCAUCAAGUGGAUGGCACCCGAAUCGCUGCAGGAGAAGUUCUACGACUCGAAGAGCGAUGUCUGGUCGUACGGCAUUUUGUUGUGGGAAAUUAUGACCUUCGGGGCACAGCCCUAUCCCACCAUAAUGUCUGCGGAGGAGCUCUACAGCUAUUUGAUGUCCGGCCAGCGUAUGGAGAAGCCCGCCAAAUGCUCGAUGAACAUUUACAUUCUGAUGCGACAGUGUUGGCAUUUCAAUGCCGAUGAUCGACCGCCCUUUACGGAAAUUGUGGAGUACAUGGAUAAGCUGCUGCAGGCCAAAGAGGAUUAUCUGGAUGUGGAUAUUGCCAAUUUGGAUACACCACCCUCGACCAGCGAUGAGGAGGAAGAUGAAUCGGAUGCUGAGCAAAUGUUGCGAUAUCAUUACGUUAAGAGAACACAAAACGAUCAUUGAAACGCCAUAAGAACGAUCUGUAAAGGAUCUUUGAACA
Messenger RNA from Drosophila obscura, 2435 nucleotides. RefSeq names its product fibroblast growth factor receptor homolog 1. The coding region runs from base 101 to 2398 and encodes 765 amino acids. Gene Ontology annotation, molecular function: fibroblast growth factor receptor activity; ATP binding. Gene Ontology annotation, biological process: multicellular organism development; positive regulation of cell population proliferation; positive regulation of kinase activity. Gene Ontology annotation, cellular component: membrane; signaling receptor complex. The record is from RefSeq and is a predicted model, not a curated record. Lineage: Eukaryota; Metazoa; Arthropoda; Insecta; Diptera; Drosophilidae. The transcript has a single exon.